CAUGGCCAGAGCGAGGUGGUGUUGUUGAAGAAGAAGACCAUCACUAUUUGGUUGCGGGUAAUAAAUAUAUAUAUAUAUAUAUAUUUAUAUAUAUAUUUUUUAAAUGUUCUAAAUUAAUGAAAGCCAGAAUAAUGUCCCGACUUUUUUGCCUUGCUUGUUAGCUUUAAAGCGGAAUCUCGCGCACUCUUGAACCGCAUCAGUCUGACAGACUUGUUGUUGUCUUUUUACGCAUUAUUCGGCUGCUUUACAAACUAGCACUUAAACUUGGGGAAAUAGCUGCGUGGCUAGCUCACUAGCCAUCUCGCUUGCUCGCAAUCUUACAUAUUUAGGAAUUUUGAUUUUUUUGUAAAUAUAUAUAUUUAUACAUAACGUAAUAUGAAGAGUUUAGUGAAAGUUUCGCUAAGUACCAAAACUACUUCUGGCUGGUGUUAGAAGCGCGGCGGUUAAACCUGUCGGAGCUAGUCCUCAACUUACUUGAGCAAUAACCCGACUAACUAGUUAGGGGAGUUUUUGUACAGCGUGUCCUAUGAUCAACCCUUGCAAGUUCUAACAGGAUGCGACUGAUAAGGGACCACUUGAAAUAAUUCCUGCUCAGUUAUCGAAAAGGCGGCUUUUAAAUUGGACCGGGCACUUUUAGCGUGCGGCCUGCUGGUCAGGCUUUCGCCGCGUUAAAUUUAAAGCGCACGCCGCUGCGGAGCGCGUUCAGCCCGGCUGCCUGCUUCAAUCGUACUCCGGCCUGCCAACGAGCCAUGGAGAGAAUGGAAGUGGACCAGUGCGCAGGCGCAGCUGGAGGGAACGGGGGCGGGGCUUUACGGAGGUCCAACAGCGCCCCUAUGAUCACUAAUGUCAGUGAUGGAAUGACAGUGUUCAGCUCAAACACUUCGGGCCGGUAUCGUCGGAGCAGUGUGUCUGUAAACCCAAGCUGCCCCUCUAGAACCCUGCCUUUUUCACCGUUCUCCUUGUGCAGUGAGAGACCAGAUCACAGACGGCAGAUGGAGAAUAUGGAGCUCACUCUCAGAGGGAGUUUACAGAGACUAAGUGCCUCAGCUACAGUCCCCUCACCUCCUGGAGCUCAUUGGCACGGGCAUCUAUCACCAGAUUUCCAUUCCCAAGACUCUGGAGUCACUCCAAAUUCCUCCCCGAGUCCAACAAGAAGGUUCAGGGGGGGCUCGGUGAGUUCAUCUGUGAGAUGGCCAGUGGUUACACCUUUAAAACGAAAAGGUGGAGUAGAAUCUGACGGUCCGCCUAAAAAGCUCUUUGUUGCUGGAGUUACAGAUCCUGCUCACAUCACUAGUUGCACUGUCAGUGUUUCCCAGUCAGCGGACUCCCCCUCAAGCGCCGUACCCAUAUGCCCAAGCCCUCAGAACAUCGCACUCUCGCUUUCUCCUCCCUCACCGUUUACAUCCCAACACCCCAGCAUCUAAACCACACCAGGUGCACCAACUGGCAGAGCUGGGACGUUUCUGUCUUUACACUCGCCAUUUCCUGGGCUCUGUUCAGAACCAUCAGCUCUCCAUCUCACUACUUGGUGCUUUGAGUAAUGUAUUCAGUUCCAUAUUAUUUGCUGAAAAACGUUUCCGAGGAAACUUUUAAAGAAGGUUUUCCGUCAUAAGAGUGAGGAUGGAAUACGUCUCAGUGCCUGGAAUGGUGCAGUGCUGCCCAGUAUCAGGGCAAGGGUUUUUGUGAAAGUGUCAGGAUUUACAAUCAUGAUCAUGAUAGUGUUCUAGUGAUCACAUUCACACGCAAGGAUUGCCUGUGAGCAUGAAAAUAGACUUCUGUUUUCGGCUUUAGUCUUCAGCAGGUCCAGAACAUGUUUUUAAAAAUCUCAUCCACAACUUUUAAGGUCUUCCAAACAGUAUUUUUAUUUUUUUUUUUAAACAAAACUAUCCUUAGAUCAGUAGACUGUUCGGGCCACAAUCGUGUUCCUAUAUGCUUGGUGUAUGUUUUACAGCUUAGUUUUAUGU
Molecule: messenger RNA, 1964 nt
Organism: Hemibagrus wyckioides
Lineage: Eukaryota; Metazoa; Chordata; Actinopteri; Siluriformes; Bagridae
Product: P2R1A-PPP2R2A-interacting phosphatase regulator 1
Exons: 9
Coding region: 750-1424 (224 amino acids)
Molecular function (GO): protein serine/threonine phosphatase inhibitor activity
Source: RefSeq, a predicted model, not a curated record